UGAAGAUCCUGUCGUUUCCACAUUUGUGCUUGUUGCAAAGUCAACAACGCACCAAAACAUACUUGUGUGGUAAACGCCUUGCGGGUCUGUCUUGCCGCGCGAUUUCGGAAAACUCGUCAAAACCGAAUUGGCGAAAUGAGCACCACGGAAUUGUUCGGUGAGUAUCAGGCGUCGACAGAGACGCCCUCGUCUGCACCAACAGAUCGUAAAAAGGGUGCGGUUGCUCUACACGAUGAAGGAAGUCGUGGUUUUCUCGGCACCGUUCGUUUACGCAACGAUCAAACGGGAGAGGUCAUUCUUGUGCCCACGCCGUCCAACGACCCCAAUGACCCCUUGAACUGGCCUCAAUGGUACAAAAAUGCUGUGGCUGCCCUCAUCUGCUGCGCAAUGCUCAUGUGCAAUUUUCUUGCCGCUGGCCCGACAAUCGCCUUGGUAGAGACUGCAGUUGACUUCUUCCCUGAUGCGGCCGACCCGGCUAGUAAUCCGGAUGCUUUUGACGACGCUGUUGCCGCUGUCGCCUAUUACUUCACCACAACUUCACUCCUUCAGGGCAUCUCAAAUUUUGUCUGGGUUCCCCUUGCGAACAAAUAUGGUCGUCGCCCUGUAUACAUCUUGAGUUAUACCAUCUACCUCGCUUGUGCGGUCUGGUUGGUGUUUGAAGAGUCAUACAAUGGCUUCUUGGCAGGACGCAUCCUUAUGGGAGUCGGUGCGGGAGCGGCAGAAACUAUCGCACCCAUCAGCAUCGCCGACAUCUUCUUUCUCCAUGAACGAGGUACCAUAAUGGCCCUAUACACGGCUUUCCUGAGUGCCGGUGUUGCGUUUGGAAUGGUGGUCUCCGGUCUCAUCACCAUUGACCAUGACUGGAGGACGAUAUACUCCGUCGCGGCCAUAUUGAUAAGCAUGACUCUGCUUGCAGCCGUCCUCAUCUUUCCCGAGACGGCGCGCGACGCUUAUGCCAGUAGAUACGAAGCUGAAUGUCCCCUUCAAAACAUGGGUCGGCAACCAGUCGCCAGCGACACUGAACUAGAGCAUCACGGCAAUCAAUCAGCUUCUGCACUACGUAGACGCGGAUACGUCCAAUCUCUCAAGAUAUUCACAGGUGUUCACACGAGCGAGAGCCUAUGGAGAAUCGCAGUACGCCCCUUUGGCCUGAUCCUCCUUCCACCCGUUUUAUGGGCAGCCCUCGUGGAGUCGGUCACUAUAGGCUUUCUCGUCGCUGUGACAUCCAACGUGGAUGUGGCGUUUGAGGGCUCUUACGAUUUCGAAUCGUACCAAGUUGGACUGUGCUUCAUAUCCGGUGUCAUCGGCGCUCUCAUUGGCAUCUUCGCCGGCGGUCAUCUUAGCGACUGGGUUGCGGACGUGCUGACCAAACGCAACGGUGGCGUUCGAGAGCCCGAGAUGCGUCUGCCCGCCAUGAUACCACCCCUGAUAACCACCCCACUGGCUCUGAUACUCUUCGGAGUUGGGAUAGAGCAGAGAUUGCAUUGGAUAUGCCCCACUGUCGGACUUGGUUUAUUAAACUUCUCCAUAACGUCGGCUACGAAUGUCUGCCUAGUCUACGUCAUCGAUGCCUAUCGCCCUGUGGCUGGCGAGAUUACCCUUGCGGUCAUGGGCUUCAAGUCCAUCUUCGGCUUUCUCCUGUCAUUCUAUACAAACCCCUGGGUCGAUGACGCAGGUUUCAUGGACGCCUACGGAUCCAUGGCGGGAAUCGCGGCGGUGGUCAUUCUUGGAUGGAUUCCGUUGUAUGUCUGGGGCAGCAGGAUACGAAAGGCCACGCUUAGCUGGCCAGCUGUGAGGUUUGUCAGAUGGAGUCGCGAUAGGGAAGUAGGAGAGUAGUUAUGUUGUAUUCUUGGGCGACGGGGGUGGCUUUUUGUUUUUCACUACCCGAUACGUAUAGGCAGCCCGGAUAAAAGAACAAAGUACAGUAAAUCACAAUAUGAGUCAAGGUUGGAAUUCCUACCUAGAUAGGCAGUCGGUCC
Molecule: messenger RNA, 1979 nt
Organism: Pyricularia oryzae 70-15
Lineage: Eukaryota; Fungi; Ascomycota; Sordariomycetes; Magnaporthales; Pyriculariaceae
Exons: 8
Coding region: 136-1836 (566 amino acids)
Biological process (GO): transmembrane transport
Molecular function (GO): transmembrane transporter activity
Source: RefSeq, a predicted model, not a curated record